This is a messenger RNA of Dermochelys coriacea (leatherback sea turtle), 3301 nucleotides long. RefSeq names its product transmembrane protein 114 (gene TMEM114). The record is from RefSeq and is a predicted model, not a curated record. The transcript has 4 exons. Bases 274 to 909 code for a protein of 211 amino acids. Gene Ontology annotation, cellular component: apical plasma membrane. NCBI's taxonomy places the organism in Eukaryota, Metazoa, Chordata, Testudines, Dermochelyidae.
UGGGGCUGCAGGCGGGGAGAGGCGCUGGGAUCGCUGGCAAAGCGAGCCUCCCGCCCGGCGUGGCUUGGAGGGGACCGGAGCCGGGGCUGCGGGAGCUGCCCGGGGCUGGCUCCUGGCGGUAGACUCGCGCUGCAGCGGCUGGGAAGCUCCCGGAGCGGGGGCGAAGGGGGCCGGAUUGGGCGCAGCAGGGCUGGCCGCGCUCCGUGCCGGGGCUGAGCGCUGGGGGUGUCCCCGUCGGACGCUAGGCAGCCGGAGACCCAAGGCAGCAGCACCAUGAAGAUCAAGUUAAGUGGCCUCGCCGUGUUCGUGGUCCUGGCUGGCGUGUUAAGUUUCAUCUUGCUGGUGGUAGCUAUAGGGACCGACUUCUGGUACAUCAUCGAUGCCUCCAAACUGGAGCCGUUAAACAAUUCCUCCGCGACGCUGAGCUCCCACUCGGGACUCUGGCGGACCUGCAGACGUGAGAGUAAAUGCUUCCCUUUGAUGAACCCUUUCUGGUACAAGAACAACAACAUGACUGCUUCGCACAAACAACUCUUAAACAUGCAUGGGACAUUUGUAAUCCUGCUGCCUCUCAGCCUGAUCCUGAUGAUUUUUGGAGGAAUGACUGGAUUUAUCAGUAUUCUUGCCAGGGCCUACCUGCUGCUUCUAAUGACGGGAUGGCUUUUUCUUUUUGGAGGCCUUGUUACACUCACUGGGAUCAGCGUCUACAUCGCAUACUCAGCGGCUGCCUUCAAGGAAGCUCUCUGCCUUUUGGGAAGGAACAACCUCUUGGAGGAAGUUGACAUCAAGUUUGGCUGGUCUUUGGCACUUGUGUGGGGCUCCUUCAUUGCAGAGGUGCUGACUGGGGCAGCGUUCCUGCUAGCUGCCCGAGUGGUAGGCCUCAAACAGAGUCGGGAGCAGAGGAUCUGAAGCAGCAAUGCAGCCUAAUGAUACUGUGGAAUCUAACAAGGUGAACUGACUGGAUCAAUGUGGAUAAGAAGAAUGGUAAAGCUACUCCUGAGUGUACCACAAUGCUGAGCUAGCUCUUCUCCUAACCAAUGUGCAGUGCUCACUAUGGCAACAGUUCAUUGUCAAAUGUUAAUGAGGUGGCCUUUGUGUCUUUAAAAGAAAAUUAAUUGUAUAUAUUUAGUGCUCACUAAGAUUGCUCAUUUGACAAGCCCAGAGACUGAGCUGCCCCCUUUUGUUGCAGGAUAGGUCUAACACAAGACGACUUCUCUUUCUUUUCCCCUUUCAACUGCCCCUGACAAAGUGCCUCAUGACUGCACUGGAGUCCUGUCUCCACAGCCCACUUAAUCCUGGGCCUUUGCUGAGACUCCUAACAAGGGUGCCAAUUAGUGCUAGCUGUGAUAGAAGCCUCUCUCCCUUAACAGCUGGCCCAAGACCAUCACUACAUUUAUUGUACAUAGGCUACUAAGCAGCCCUUAGACAUUGUGACCUUCAUGUCUGCUCUUAUAUAGAUUCUAUAUAUCUGAAGACUGGUUGAGAAAGACAAAACACAUAUGAAUAAUAAAAAUGUAUAUCCUAGCACAGUUUCACUGCACAGAAUGAGAUUCAGAUUAGUGAUUCAGAGUGCCAUGGACUUCAGAGUAUUUGAAGAGUGACGUAAACAACACAAAUGACAAUUCAGAGUACCUCGGCUUCCAGUGUACUUGAGUGAUAUCCCAGGUACAGUAGUAGGACUUGGUCUGAAGUGCAAUUCAGUAUCAGUGGUAUUAACACUUUACUAAUUACAGAUUCUCUCUGUUCCCUUACAUCUCACUUCAGACAUGGGAGACCUUCAUCUCUUAUACCAUACCUGUGAUUCUGUUUUUUAAUGACACACACGUGCAUGUACACACAAAGAGCUAAUGUUAGAAAUGAAACAGCCCAAGAAACCUGUAAGCCAGGUCAGGUAUUUCUAAUUUCAAGGGAGUUCCUUCAGAAUAUAGCACUCACUUUACCUGGUGGACGAUAUUUACCCCUCACCGUUUAUUACACAUUGCGAGUUGCACUCUUGAGAUGCAUGAUACUUUAACAUUGUCAUUUACUUUGUUCUCCAAGGUGUUUUUACAUCUGGAUUUGUAAUUUCAAUGGGAACUCUUAUCAUGCAUUGUGAUAGGAUGUAUUUAACUUGUAUAAAAUCAUACAUACAACUCAGCUGAAAUUUAUCUUACUGCCAAGUACUUGUUUUUUGUGUCCUGGCAAAUAAUACCUAAUAGAGGGCCUGAUCCAGUGACAUUAACCCUCUAACUCCCAGUGAUUCCAGUGGGCUUUGGAUCAAGCCCAUAUUGAGUCAACAGCUCCACUAUAUUCCUGUUAAGGAUGUGUGUUUCUUUAUGACUUCAGUGUAGUGAUCCAUAUGCAAUGAAUACAUGGAAAACCAUUCUGAAAUAAGGAGACGGCAAAUCUAGCAUAGGACUGAGAGUCAGGAUGCUGCGGUCUUCUCAGCGGUGUCACUGAUGUGCAAUGGGACCUUGGGCAAGUCCCUUUACCUCUCUGCAUGGUAGUUUCUCCAUUACUGAAAAUGGAGAUAACUGUUCUCACCUGCUUCUGUUAAAUGUUAUAGUGAUUGAUUAUUUUUUGUAUCCAAAAACUGCAUCAUUAGUUAUACGGUGGUGUCUAGAGACCCCAGCUGAGAGCAGAGUCCAAUUGUGCUAGGUCGUGUAUGGACAGAGAGAAAGAGGCUUUGCUCCAAAGAACCAGCACUGUAAACAGGCUAAGGCAGGAAAGAAGGGAAUUUAAUGGAUUAGGAAUAAAGAGAUUAAUGCUUUGGCCACAGGCAUGCAGGAACUCUGUGGCAGAGCCAGAAAUCAAACCAGAUCUUCUGAUUCCUAGUUCAGUGCCUUACCUACAAACCCUCUCCCUCCUUUUCAUCGGGAUGAAAUACAGGUAGGAUUUUUUUAAAGCUCCUCAAUGAUUUAGGAGAACAAGUCCUAUGGACAGUCAAUUAGACUUGAGCUCCCAGGUCAUUUAGGUGCUUUUGAAAAUCUCACCCCACCACAUUCCAGUGUUAUUGUAUUUUCAACAUGUUGCCAUGCACUUGAAUUUCUGUCUGUGUACUAACAACAUGCAAUCACUUUACCAGUGCAAAAAUAUAGUAACAGCUUUAAAAUGGAAGUAGGGAAAAUCUUUCAUUACCAAAGUUACACACACUUGAGUAUGGUACUUCAAAUGUUUUGUGUUAGACUCAGCAUCUGUUUAUUAACAAAAGUCUCUGUAUGUGUGAGAUCGUAAUUUAAUGCUGUGCCAAAAUUUGUAUGAUGUAACUCUAAAUCUUUGUUACUUAUAAAUGUAUUAUAAACAGCAGCUUCAUGCUGAUCUC